Fusarium musae is the source of this 3501-nucleotide messenger RNA. RefSeq lists its product as uncharacterized. The coding region runs from base 1 to 3501 and encodes 1166 amino acids. Lineage: Eukaryota; Fungi; Ascomycota; Sordariomycetes; Hypocreales; Nectriaceae. The transcript has a single exon. The record is from RefSeq and is a predicted model, not a curated record. Gene Ontology annotation, molecular function: protein binding.
AUGCCCACAUACUCUAGCCUUUACUCGAAUUUCGUCCGUCAAGGAUCAACAUUCGCAAAGUCUAUCACAACACACGGUUACGCUCAAUCCGUUGUUGCUGCCGCUCACCCUCACGUCCUCAACUCUCAGAACCGACCUAGCUUUGUACGACGAAAGACCAACCGACUUGGUCGCUUCUCUAACCUUCAGCUUCAUUCUGCCUUCCACACUGAGCGCACAGCAUCUUCGGGCCUCCCGUCCGUUGAGCAUCGCCCUGCCCAGAACCAUGGAGGUCUAGACGCGUACUUCGAGGCCCUACAGCACCAGCAGGCCACCGGUGAAAUCGAUUCCGAAUGGACCCAAUUCGACUUUCAGAAGAGCAUUGAAUGGAAGCCAACUCCUGCUUCCAUUCUGACCAAGGACCAGGGACUUUCUAAAGAUGUUCUCGAGGAGGCCUUGAUUGAGGAUGCUGAGGUCAAAUCGAACCUGUCGAUCGAGGAUCAGGCAGCCCUUGCGCAUAUCGAUGCUGCGCUCGAGAGGGAGAUCGAGGUACGGAGUUUACAGGAAGCAGCUGAGAAUGCUGCUUCUGAAGGACGACCCUUGUCUGGUCUUGGCUUCAAGUCACGAUCCCCAGUGAUUUCAAGGUCCCAAACUCCAGCAAGUGUCGCUCGCAGCUUCACUCCUACUGUGGACCCUCAGUCCCUGACUUAUGCCGACCAUCUUCACAAGCUCGCUGAGAAUGGCCGAUAUGUUGAAAUCCCCGCAGUCUUUGAGGCAAUGCUGGCGACUGGCGUGCAGCCUAUCGCCGGUGCCUACAAUGCUCUCCUCCUGUCGGCUAUCCAUAUCCCUAUGAAGAAGAUCGAGAUUGUAUCAAAGGCUCUCGACGUUUAUGCCGACAUGCUUAGGAGAAAGGUCUCGCCAGAUGCCGAGACUUUCAACAUUCUCGUUGGGCUUCUGGCAUCCCGAUGCCUCGAGGUCGCGGAGCUGAAGGCUGCCUUGGAGGCCAAGCGAGUUCGGUUUGGUGGCAUGGACCAGGUUGGCCAAUUCAUGCUUGCGUCUCACGAACUCGAGCAUGCCAUUCUUUGCGAGGACGACCGUCUCGAUCUCGCAAUUCAGUUGUUCGACACUUCAGUCAACACUGAUGCCGCCAACUUCACCGCCGAGACUUACCACCAGCUUAUUACGGCCUGUGCCAAAGACGGACGCGUCGAUGACAUGCUGCGUCUUUACGAGCACAUGGAGGGAAGCCAAAUCGUCCCUUAUGCUGCUUUGUUUCCCACCAUGAUCACUGCUUUCGCCUCGUCCGGAGAUCUGGUCAGUGCUGUUGAAUGCUACAACGAAUACCGCAACCUUGCCAUUGCCCACGACGAUGGAGAGACUACUCUCAAUGAUCGACUCGAUGCUGAGGUUUAUGCCGCGGUUAUCAAUGCCUACGUGGUCACUGAUAAGAUCGAAGGCGCCAUGAAGUUCUUUCAGAAGAUUGUCGACCAAUAUGGUGUCCGUGCUGCUGAUAUUAAGGAUGCUCUGAUUACCACCGGUUUCGUCAAGGGUUUAAUCACCCGUGGUAUCUACCAGGAGGCUUUGGAAUGGGCUCGAUCCGUCGCGGAUGAAGCUCGUGCCAAGGCCAUGAGUGAGAUUGCAACUAUUGCUGCCGACAAGGGUGAUACAGACACCGCUGUCGCAGCCUACAGUGCCAUGCCUCCUUACGCGGACGAUUUGAUCACUCCCGCCACCGCUCUCCUCGCUAUGAAUGUCCGUCAGACCGAUGUUGUUGGUGCCUCCAAGUACUGGCAAGUUCUAUGCAACCCCGGUGUGCAGGUGGAUCUUACUUUCAUCGAGCCUACAGCCAUGUAUGCCGUGGCCAUGAUUGGCUCUGGCCGAGUUGCCGAGGGACUGGCACAGUCCGAGAUGAUGUUCCAGCGUAUUCGUGCCUCUGUUUCUCAGACUCAACCUCAUCUUGUCGAGGAGGUCGAUGAGGGAGUCGAAUUCGUCACUCGAUUUAUGGAGACUCGUGGCAUCCCCGAUCCCCGCGAGAUUGCUUCUCAAGUUGCCAGCUUCCAGCCUAUGACCGCUUCUUAUCUGUCGACUCCUGCAGUUUCCACCUUCGAGGAUACCUACGACCCUUACGCCAGCAACACCGACUUCAAGGGAUCCUCCCUUAUUGCGGACGAUCUUGAGGGUAACCAUGGCCGCAAGGGGCCUCGUCUUAGUGAGGCACUGAACCGAUUCCGCAACAUUCGACGUGCUGGCCGACAUCCUCGCUACAUUACCUAUGCUAAGCUUAUUUCUGCUGCUGCUCGGGAUGGCAAGUUCGAUCUCUGCCAUGACAUUCUCAGCAUGGCUCGCACUGAUAUGCCUAUCAUGCCCCAGUAUGCUGUUGUUCGCUAUGGAUGGUCUAGCAUUCUUGAUGCCAUGGUCGGCGCUUGUUUGACCGUGGGCAACCGUGGGCGAGCUGAGCAAUUUCACCAGGAGCUGUUGGAAAUCGGCGCCAGCCCUUCUGCCAACACUUUCGGUCUCUACAUCACCACGCUCAAGGAUUCGACUAAGACUUUUGACGAGGCUUCCGAGGCUGUCCGUAUCUUUCACCGGGCGAAGGCUGAAGGUGUCGAACCCAGCUCAUUCUUGUAUAACGCUCUCAUUGGUAAGCUCGGAAAGGCUCGCCGCAUCGACGACUGCCUUUUCUACUUUGCUGAGAUGAGAGCUCUUGGAAUCAAACCUACAUCGGUCACCUAUGGUACCAUUGUCAAUGCACUCUGCCGAGUCAGUGAUGAAAAGUUUGCCGAAACACUGUUUGAUGAGAUGGAGGCGAUGCCCAACUACAAGGCUCGUCCUGCACCUUACAACAGUAUGAUGCAAUUCUUCCUGACCACAAAGCGAGAUAAGACAAAGGUUUUGGCUUACUACGAACGCAUGAAGGCCAAGGGCAUUGCCCCUACCGCCCAUACCUAUAAGCUUCUGGUCGAUACUCACGCUACCCUUGAUCCUGUUGACAUGGAUGCUGCCGAGGAGGUUCUUGGUAUGAUUCGUGCCUCUGGUCAACGCGUCGAACCUGUUCACUAUGCUUCCCUCAUUCACGCCAGGGGAUGUGUUCUCCACGACAUGGAAGGUGCCAUGAAGAUGUUCGAUUCUGUUGUCAAGGAGUCUCUUGUCCCCAUCAGUGCCAGCUUGUAUCAGGCUCUGUUUGAGGCCAUGGUUGCCAACCACCAGGUUGCUGCUUCUGAGCCUGUGCUUGCUCACAUGCGAAGCAAAGGCGUGGAAUUAACCCCUUACAUUGCCAACACCUUGAUCCAUGGCUGGGCUGCUGAGAAGAAGAUUGAGAAAGCUCAAGGUAUCUAUGAUACUGUUGGCCGAGAGAAGCGCGAGCCUAGCACAUACGAGGCUAUGACCCGAGCUUAUCUAGCUGUUGAGCAGCGAGAGGAGGCCAAGGGUGUUGUCGGUGAGAUGCUCACCCGCGGCUAUCCCAGUGCUGUCGUCAACAAGGUCCUGGAGCUUCUUGGUGGAGGACAUGAUGUUUCGGAGUAG